Molecule: messenger RNA, 728 nt
Organism: Aspergillus candidus
Lineage: Eukaryota; Fungi; Ascomycota; Eurotiomycetes; Eurotiales; Aspergillaceae
Exons: 2
Coding region: 145-579 (144 amino acids)
Source: RefSeq, a predicted model, not a curated record
GGAUGAUUGGCGGUUUGGGGGGGAUUGAAACACUGGUUGAGACGUAGUUUGGGCGAUGCGCCCCAGUUGGUCAGGUACCUACAGUAUUAUCGUGUUGAUCGAGUUGAUGGAGGAUAUGAUUCUUGAUAUGGAGAGUCUGGUUAAAUGAGUACAGGAUCCCGUGAUCUGUCUCUUCUUUCUUCUCUCUCUGCUCUCCUCUUCGACUUCAUCUUUCUUUCUUUCUUUCACUCCAUCCUCCUCCCUCCAUCGUUCUCUCCAUCUAUCUGUAAAUCAUCCGACGAGAUUCGUUCCACGUUCACUGGACCUAAACUGAUCAAAGUACAUCCCCUCCUGCCCCACCCCACCCGGCUUAUUACUAUUGACAAUCUACCCAACUGGCUUUCUCCAGCCCCUCCGCAUCAUCAUCUUCUUGAUUUCUCUUGGUUUCUCUUCCUGAUCUGUCUCUCUUUGUCAUUCUCUCGUUCCUCGUUCCUCGUUGACGUUCUCAUCCCUCCACCCUCGCUAUCCACCAAUACCUUCAAGCUGACAACAGACCACUCGAACAGCCAUCGAGAUAUUAAAAUAGAACAAAGCGUGUGAAACACCCAUCGGGCUUCUUAAGACAGUCGGGCGUGAGUGUACGACAAAGGCAACAUACGGUACACGUCGAAUCCAAUCCAACCAACCCAUAAUCCCAACCGAUCGAAUUACGGUGAUCGAAUACCGUCGACGUCUUUCCUCGCAUCGUC